AAAGCUACAAAUUAGUGUACGAAUCGUUGGAUACUAUGCAUGAACGAAUUAGUAUUUCUCUCACAUCUUGAAAGUCGCUGUGCGAUAUGAAGUAAGCUAUAUGUGUGAAGCAUGACUGGACAAAGUGAAGUUGUUGACCUCUGGUGGUGGGGCGGCUGAAUGACGUUGGUUCACCAUUCGUUGGUCAUCCACCACAUCCACAGCCAUCUCUCAUCAACUCAUACACAGACCAUUGUUCCCUCGAGCAACCCUGAGAUCUUCAUUUAACACUGUGACGGUUCAUUUGAAUACAUCAGUCCUUUCCCCGAGUCCUAAAUAUCUAUUGCUCCUCUCGAUAUCGCCAUGUCCGGCUUAGAAAAGGCCCUCUUCAACCUCAAGUUCACCGCGAAACAACUCAACCGACAAGCUGCCAAAGCCGGUAAAGAUGAGCAGACUGAGAAAGGGAAGUUAAAGAAGGCGAUCCAACAAGGCCACCAAGACAUCGCCAAAAUCUAUGCGCAGAACGCCAUCCGCAAACAGAACGAAAAGCUCAACCUCCUCAAGCUCGGCUCCCGCAUCGACGCCGUGAGUAGCCGCGUGCAGACCGCCGUGACGAUGCGCUCGGUAUCGCAGAGCAUGGGGAACGUGGUGCGUGGGAUGGACCAGGCGAUGAAGUCGAUGGACCUCGAGCGGAUCUCCGCCAUCAUGGACAAGUUCGAAACGCAAUUCGAAGACCUCGACGUCGCGACCGGGUACUACGAGAACGCGACUAGCUCGGCCACCGCGGUCGCGACGCCGCAGGAGGACGUGGACCGGCUGAUGAGCCAGGUGGCGGACGAGGCGGGCGUAGAGUUCCACCAGGAUCUGGAGGCGGCGGCGCCGGUGAAAACGAAGUUAGGGCCGACGGAGCAGGAGGAGGAGGGGCUGGGGGAUCGGCUGAGGGCGUUGAGGAGCGCGUGAGCGGGGGGGGUGGAGGUGUUAAGGCGUUGCUUACGAUGUCAUGCGGGUUUGGUACUGGGUGGGAACGGGUU
This is a messenger RNA of Eremomyces bilateralis CBS 781.70, 1010 nucleotides long. RefSeq lists its product as uncharacterized. Lineage: Eukaryota; Fungi; Ascomycota; Dothideomycetes; Eremomycetales; Eremomycetaceae. The record is from RefSeq and is a predicted model, not a curated record. Gene Ontology annotation, biological process: protein transport; late endosome to vacuole transport; endosome transport via multivesicular body sorting pathway. Gene Ontology annotation, cellular component: ESCRT III complex; multivesicular body. The coding region runs from base 343 to 939 and encodes 198 amino acids. The transcript is spliced from 4 exons.